Lampris incognitus (smalleye Pacific opah) is the source of this 1672-nucleotide messenger RNA. RefSeq lists its product as uncharacterized. The record is from RefSeq and is a predicted model, not a curated record. The coding region runs from base 245 to 1567 and encodes 440 amino acids. NCBI's taxonomy places the organism in Eukaryota, Metazoa, Chordata, Actinopteri, Lampriformes, Lampridae. Gene Ontology annotation, molecular function: protein binding. The transcript is spliced from 16 exons.
UCGUGGAAAAGCACUGGCUGGCGCAGAGCGUUUCAAGGGAGAGGCUCGGCCAGUAUUUCCCGUUUAAAGAUUUUGUCGAUAUCGACUUGAGAGUUGUGUGCGGGUACCAGUCCGUGGGGAAGGUGUCUCAGUAUGUUGCGUUAUUGAUAAUACGCGGAAGUGUGUGACAGUGUGUAACGCGGCGUGUGUGUACGUGUGCGUGCGCGCGUGUGUGACGGGAAUCGGCGCUCCUUCAGCAAGCAAUAUGGCCCCCAAAGACCCUCUACUGGGAACACUGAAAGUGUGUAUCCUGAAUUUACAGUCAUUUGGAGAAAUAGUGACGGACAGCAACCCACACCUGGCCUCCUGUUGCGAGCUGCUUGAACUCGUUCUCAGGAAAGGACUCCAUCAGCCGGUGCUUAGCCUGGUACACAGAGACUACUGGCAGUGUUUUGAACAGCUGCCCCAACAAGACACCUGUGGCAGGCUGUGUGCUGUGUCUUUGGCUGUUGAGCAGACCAAAGUAUGCAGGAAGCUCCUCACAGCUCAGGGCCGCGGUCGCUAUCUCCUCAGGCUAGCCCUCAGCCGCAAGACCUUGCAGCAAUUCAUCACACACCUACUGCACACACCAAGAAUCAUAGAGUGGUACAGCCCUGCUGUCUCAAUCCUUAGGAGCGAGGAAUUUGUUGAACCUUUCAUUUCAUUGCUGCGGGUUCUCUCUCAGAUGGAGUUCAAACCGAACAUGGAGAACUGCAGUUUUCUGGACGAGAGCUGGCUCCUUCCAGUGUGUGAAAUGUAUGAGACGGUACCCUGUCGGGAACUAGGAAUGGUACUAAGGUACAUAAGUGGACGUGUCUUUGUCCUGGAGCUGCUGCCAGGUAGUCAGGCUCAGGCAGACAAGUUCAUCUGUCCGGGUGAUGUCAUUGAUGAGAUCAAUGGAGUCUCCCUGAGAAACUCCAGGACUGGGCAGGCUGGUGUGGUGCUAUCACAACUUAGGGGUCACCCCCUGUCCAUCCGUGUGCUACGAUGGAGAGAUGGGAAUGGUGCUAUGUAUCAGCCACUCAUCAAACUCCUGCGGGCCCUGCAAGUGGAGAACCCCACUCUGCAGCUUGGGCCCUUUUCUCCUUGCUCUUCUUCUUCACAGCAGCCAGCGAGUGAGGACAAACGGCCUUCUCCGUCACAAUGUCUCAUAGAGGGAAGGAUUGUGUACAUUGUGCAGUUCUUGGGAAAGGCAAACAUUGGAAUGUGUGGUAGCACGGAAGUGUUGCAGCAUGCAAUUCCACAAGUCCUACAGAAGAACUUGCCUAUUAAGGAAGUCCUCUUGGACAUGAAAGAAACACAUCUGACGUGUAUAGAAAAAAACAGUAAAACGGAGCUUUUCCAGCAUCACUAUCCAGAGAUCUCAUGUGUAGGGAGGUAUGGUCAGCCAGACUAUACCAUAUUUGCAUUCUGCGUUGUAGACUACCCAGAAACCCCCCACUCAACUGGAUUCUGCUGCGUGGCACUCAGAGCCGGCAAUGUUCACGAGUGCAAAGAGAUCAUUUGCCGCAUUGCUACUGGUUUCAAGCACACAGAACUGUUUGUAUGACAAGGAAUCACUGGAGAUCACCUUGUGUCAAACAUGCGUUUCUGUAAUCUCACUCAGCCAAUGCUGUUUUGUAUAUAAACAAUACCCAUGUCAAUAAAAAUGGAG